Sceloporus undulatus (fence lizard) is the source of this 2927-nucleotide messenger RNA. It is a transcript of the gene WDR76, whose product is annotated as WD repeat domain 76. Gene Ontology annotation, biological process: regulation of DNA damage checkpoint. Gene Ontology annotation, cellular component: nucleus. Bases 85 to 1956 code for a protein of 623 amino acids. Gene Ontology annotation, molecular function: protein binding; DNA binding. The record is from RefSeq and is a predicted model, not a curated record. The transcript is spliced from 13 exons. NCBI's taxonomy places the organism in Eukaryota, Metazoa, Chordata, Lepidosauria, Squamata, Phrynosomatidae.
UUUCCUUCCCGCCUUUUCCUUCGCUCCGCCUUCCGCCGCUGGAACCCAAAUUGGGCCGAAGAAGCCGGAGAACGAAGCGGCAGCAUGGAGCCCCGGAGGGAGACCGAGGCGCCGCCGAUGCUGCUCCCGGCCAAGGAGGAGGAGGAGGAGGAGGAGGAGAAGGAGAGAACGCCCAAAGAAAACCCGCGGCUGCCGCCUCCAAUAGAAGGGCAUCUGAGAAGCAAGGCUCUGCUGAAGCAAGUCAGGAUCCAUCUGACGCCCGUCUCUGUCGGCAACGGAGGAGACUAUCGGAGGUACUUGUCCCAGAAGCGUUGUUUGUUGGAGCAGUUUUCCAGCUCCGAAGGCCUUUCAAGUCCAGAGCCAAGCGCCAAGAGAGCCUGCGACCCUCCUCCAGGCUCCCAAAGCCAUCCGGAAACCUCUCAGGAGCCUGGCAUGAAGGCAUCCUCGCAGGAACAGCGCUCCUCCGACGCAGCAUCCGCCGCCUCCGCCAUCCAGAGCGAGACGGAGAAUGAGGACAGGGGUCCCGAGAGCGGCAGGGAAGAGGAGGAGGAAUCGGCGGAGCUGUCUGCUUACGAACGCAAGAGGCUGAAGAACAUCACAGAGAACGCAGAGUUCUUUGCUUCUCUGAAAUUGUUUGAGUCAGCCGCAAGACUUCGUGGAAUCGUAAACAAAGAACAAACCCGAGGGACGAAAAGAGUUAAGCCUUCAAAGGCAGAAACUGAGACGGCUUGUCGAAGAUCCAUGCGCCUGCAGAGAGUAGAUCCCACGGGUCUUCCCUUGCCAGAGCCACAAGCCCACCUGGAAAUGGUUGAAGAACAUCCCUGUUUGCCCCCUGGACCGCUCCCAAUGGUGUCCGCAGAUCAGGAGCAGACAGCUGAACGGAUUGAAGGAUUUCUGGAAACGUGGGCAAAAAUAAGCCAGGUGGAGCCAAAGAAGACAGAAAAGGCGCCUUGUGGCUUGGAAAGCUAUGAGGUUAAUCUGCACAGAAUGGUCCUUGGUGGAGACGCGGUGGCAAAAGUGGUCAGAAGCCGGAUUUACUCGGUGGCAGUCCAUCCGUCCGAAAGCAGGACUUUGGUGGCAGCUGGAGACAAGUGGGGGCAAGUCGGUCUCUGGGAUUUGGACUCCACUUCAGGAGAAGAUGGAGUACAUGCCUUCGCAAUCCACAGCCAACCUGUUAGCUGCAUGUAUUUUUCCCCAUUCAAUCCAGCUCAUCUUCUUUCCCUCAGCCAUGAUGGCACUUUAAGAAAUGGGGACGUCACCAGAGCAGUCUUUGAUGAGGUAUACAGAAAUGAGGAGUGCAGUCUUUCCGCGUUUGACUUCCUGGACAGCGAAGCCUCUACCUUGAUAGUGGGAAUGUGGGAUGGGAAGGUGGCCGUAGUGGACCGGAGGACGCCCGGGAGUUCCUCAGAGCUCUCUGCUGACCUUAAUUCAACGACGAGGACCGUUCAUGUUCAUCCAGUUGACAGACAUUAUUUCGUUAGUGCUGGAGCAAGGAGUGUUGGCAUUUAUGAUGUGCGGCACCUGAAGAAGAGUGGGAGCAAGCCUGUGGUUUCGCUUACAGGACACACAAAGAGUGUUGCUUCCGCAUACUUCUCUCCCAUUACUGGAAACAGAGUGCUGACGACUUGUGCGGAUGAUAAACUCAGGAUCUUUGGGACCAAAUGCUUAUCAUCUCUCGCUCCUACUCUCAGAACUAUCAAGCAUAACAACAACACGGGACGGUGGCUGACCAGAUUCAGAGCUGUAUGGGACCCCAAAAGGGACGAUUGCUUUGUGGUGGGGAGCAUGUCCCGACCAAGACAAAUCCAGGCCUUCCACGUGACGGGAGAGUUGGUGCGUGACUUCCUCAGUGAAGACUAUCUUGGCUCUGUGUGUUCCAUCAAUGCCUGGCACCCAACCAGGUACAUUUUGGCGGGCGGCAAUUCCAGUGGCCGCCUCCAUGUUUUCAAAGAUUGAAAGGAGCUGGCUGUUUUUACAGGGCUAAGAGAAUGCCGGCUCUUGCACCAAGAGCAAAAGAGUCCGGCUUGCUUUUCACAAAGUGUUUGUUAGAGCUUUCGUUUUGUCUCAGGUCAGUGCAGAAAAAAUGUCUUCAGUUGCAGAUCUUAAAAUGGAGUGGAUUUUCAUCUGUGGGGACAAGGCCUACAUCGAUAGGAUGAUAAGCCAGGGCUUUUGGGGGCAGGCCAGGAAGAAUGCUGGCUUAUCGUUUAUGAGCAUCACGCAUGUUUAUUCUUCCUGGUCUGUCCAGCCACAAAGCUGAGCGGCUGAACAAACUGUGAGCCUCCUGUUUGCCAUUUGUUCAUUGUGAUGCUCAGGCCUUGCUCUACAGAGUCUUAAGCCAAGGUUUUAGGAGAUGGAUGAACAAGGCAAAGCUUCACAUUCACACCAUACAUGGGGGGUCAAAACUGGAGAUGCCAAAACAGUGCCUUUUAAAAUACUUACUGUGGUGGCUGAAUGCUCAGUGGCCUUCCCCAAAGUUACAAGCAACUGACACUGCGAAAUAGUUUUAAAAACCUUUGGGUUUUGCAGUGGUUGCAAGCCUUGGGCAAGAGGGUUUCCAGGUGGGAGUGUUUAAGCCUAAUGCAGAUGUUAAUUGCAUAUGUCAGUAUUCUGAGAUGCAAGAAGAGUUUUUGUUGUGUUUCAAGAGCAGAUAUAAGGCAUGGACUUACUUAGCAUCCAUGUGAUCAUAAGCAAUGUGUUGAUAAAGCUCAGGAGUGAGUGGCCAGAAGGGAAAUGGGCUGGGAAGCCAGAUGGCACCUUAAAGUAGGAAAACGGGUUUUAUUGUUGGACAGACCCUGUCCUGUGUAAAGUAUGUGCAGCAAACACCUUAAAAGCUGUGCAGAUUCAUGUCGUGUCGUAGCAAAAGUGCCUGUGCUUCAGUUUGUAAAAGCAGUUUCUGAAACAGUUUGAAAUAAAAGCCUUUCAGUGUU